Messenger RNA from Cornus florida, 3393 nucleotides. RefSeq names its product CSC1-like protein At1g32090. Gene Ontology annotation, cellular component: plasma membrane. NCBI's taxonomy places the organism in Eukaryota, Viridiplantae, Streptophyta, Magnoliopsida, Cornales, Cornaceae. The coding region runs from base 642 to 3074 and encodes 810 amino acids. The transcript has 11 exons. The record is from RefSeq and is a predicted model, not a curated record. Gene Ontology annotation, molecular function: calcium-activated cation channel activity.
CCGAAAUUCGAACCAUUAAAUAAAAUAUAAGAAUGUGGAUUUUUUAUUUUAUUUUUCAUUAUUCAUCUAUCUCAUUUCCUUUUCAAAUUCCGAACUCUAAAUAAUUUUUCUAGUACAAUAAAUAAAAAAUAAUAAUUGACUACCCUCUACAAAGAAAAAAAAAAUCUUAAAAAAAUAAAAUAAAAUAAACAAUUAAGGAAAGAAAAUUGACUCAACAUCCAGACUUUUACGCCAAUUAAUACAGCGAUGGUCAUGAUUGCACGCUACUUUCAGUCGCGAGGACUAGAAAGUGAAAACAGUGAAAAUUGAUUGACAGCAAAAGAUUAGAUUAGCACACAGCGCAUACAACAACACACACAAAGCAUCACCUUCUCCCUCCAACACACCACUUCCAUGAAUAAACAAAACCCAGAACACCCAAAAACAGAUCAAACCCAUUAGCGAAGGAAAUAUAUAUAUAUAUAUAUAUAUACACACACACACACAUAAAGCAGCAAAAGUCAUUGCAUCCCACUUUCCGAAUAGAAAAAGGCCACAAUAUUCUUUCCUUUUCCUCAUCUGUUACUCCACCUUUCCUCCUUAUCUCCCGCGCUUGAUUCUUCUUUUUCUCUCUCUACUUUCUCUCUCUACUCCGCUCUCCCAUGGCAACUCUUGGGGAUAUUGGGGUCUCUGCAUUAAUCAACAUACUCGGUGCCUUUGCCUUCUUGCUAGCCUUCGCUCUUCUCAGGAUUCAACCCAUCAAUGACAGGGUCUACUUUACCAAAUGGUACAUCAGUGGUGGGAGGACUAGUCCCAGGCACACUGGGAACUUUGUGGGCAAGUUUGUGAAUCUCAAUAUCAAGACUUACUUUACCUUCCUCAAUUGGAUGCCUCAAGCUCUGAAGAUGAGUGAGUCUGAGAUUAUCAACCAUGCUGGCCUUGAUUCUGCUGUUUUCCUGAGAAUCUACAUUAUGGGCUUAAAAAUAUUUGGACCAAUCGCUAUUGUGGCACUCUUGGUUCUGAUUCCAGUUAAUGCAUCAGGUGGAACGUUAUUUUUUCUAAAAAAAGACUUGGUUGUCAGCAAUAUUGAUAAGCUUUCAAUAUCAAAUGUUGGUCCAAAAUCUAUUAGGUUUUUUGUCCACAUAUCAUUGGAAUAUUUGUUCACGUUUUGGACAUGCUUCAUGCUCUACAAGGAAUAUGAUAGAGUAGCAUCAAUGAGGUUAAAAUUCUUGGCUUCACAACACAGGCAUGCAGAACAAUUCACUGUAUUAGUUAGGAACGUACCGCGUGCUUCUGAUCGCUCAAUUUCAGAUAGUGUGGACAACUUCUUUACAACAAAUCACCCAGAUCACUAUCUUUGUCACCAGGCUGUUUACAACGCAAACAAAUUUGCCAAGCUUGUGAAAAAAAGAGAGAGGCUCCAAAAUUGGCUGGACUAUAACCAACUUAAGUCUGAAAGAAAUCCAGACAAAAGGCCAACCAAAAAGAAAGGAUUCCUUGGGCUUUGGGGUGAAAAAGUUGAUGCAAUUGAGUUCUAUAAACAACAGAUCAAGGAUCUUGAUAAAAGAUUAGCAACGGAGCGCCAGAGAAUUCUUAAGGACCCAAAAUCUAUUAUGCCAGCUGCUUUUGUAUCAUUUAAUUCACGUUGGGGGGCUGCUGUCUGUGCACAGACACAGCAAAGCAAGAAUCCCACACUGUGGUUAACAAAUUGGGCCCCUGAACCCCGUGAUGUAUACUGGAAGAAUCUUGCUAUACCCUUUGUAUCUCUAAGCAUCCGAAAACUUGUGAUAUCAUUAUCGGUGUUUGCUUUGGUGUUCUUUUACAUGAUACCCAUUGCUUUUGUGCAAUCACUUGCAAAUCUGGAAGGGCUCCAAAGAGUUGCUCCUUUCCUCAGGCCGGUGAUUGAAUUGAAAUUCAUCAAGUCAUUCCUACAGGGUUUCCUUCCUGGUCUAGCUCUCAAAAUAUUCUUGUACAUUCUUCCUGCAGUUUUGAUGAUUAUGUCAAAAAUUGAGGGGCACGUAGCAUUAUCUGUACUAGAACGGAGGUCAGCUGCAAAGUACUAUUACUUUAUGUUGGUGAAUGUGUUCUUGGGGAGCAUAGUGACUGGAACAGCUUUCCAGCAACUUCAUUCUUUCCUUCAUCAAUCGCCUACUGACAUUCCUAGAACUAUUGGAGUUUCAAUACCAAUGAAGGCUACUUUCUUUAUUACAUAUAUAAUGGUUGAUGGGUGGGCUGCCGUUGCUAGUGAGAUUCUACGUUUGAAGCCUUUGGUCAUUUUCCACCUUAAGAACAUAUUCCUGGUGAAAACUGAAAGGGACAGAGAGAAGGCAAUGGACCCUCACAGUGUGGAUCUUCCAGAGACUCUUCCAAGUCUUCAACUGUACUUCCUGCUGGGUAUUGUGUAUGCCGUGGUUACUCCGAUCCUUCUUCCUUUCAUACUAGUCUUCUUUGCCUUUGCAUUUUUUGUCUACCGUCAUCAGAUUAUUAAUGUGUAUCAUCAACAAUAUGAGAGUGCUGCUGCAUUCUGGCCACAUGUUCACAGCCGCAUAAUAGCGAGCUUGUUGAUUUCUCAACUUCUAUUGAUGGGUCUUCUCAGCACAAAAAAGGCUGCAAAUUCCACUCCUUUGCUAGUUGUCUUGCCCAUAUUGACGUUAUCUUUCCACAAGUACUGCAAGAACCGCUUUGAACCUGCAUUCAGAAAGUACCCCCUUGAGGAAGCCAUGGCAAAGGACACACAGGAACGCGCUGCUGAGCCUGCCCUCAACAUGAAAUCUUACUUGGCUGAUGCAUACUUGCACCCGAUAUUCCACUCAUUCGAAGAAGUUGAGUUAGUUGAGGUCCGAGUGGACAAGAACCAAACUCACAUCCCCAGUCCCUCGGCAAGUGAACCCUCUUCCCCCUCCCCACCUCAUUACGCCCACCACUACGAAGAAGAGCCGCCCCACAAUGUUUAUCACUAUGAAGUGGAACAAUCCCAUGAUGGAUAUCAUUAUGAAGUGGAACAAUCCCAUGAUGGGUAUCGUUACGAAGUUGAGUCACCCCAUAAUGCCUACCAUUACAAUUAUGAGUCACCCCCGAACGUCUACCAUUACUGAAGUGAGUCUUUUUUAUAGCUGAGAUUUGAGUUGCUUCUGCUACCUUGAAGCCCUAACCGUCGUUUUAGUUAUUAGACUGAACACUGUCUAACAAGGUAUUUCCUGUUUGGCUUGUAAAUUAUUGUUGAUCAAAUGUUAGUGCCAAAUAGUUUGAGCUUUUCUUGAAAACUAAAACACUGUCUAACAAGGUCUUUCUUGUUUGAAUUGUAGUUAUUGUUGAUCAAUGUUAGAGCAAAUUGUUUGAGCUUUUCUCGAAAACUUAAGUCUCUAUCAUGGUCUAUUUGGUUGUUAAAUUUUUCAGGAAAACAAUUUCUUUACA